AUGCUUAAAGAGGCCAAUGAACAAAUUGACAAACUUCGUGCUGAUAUGAAGAUAAUUGAUGAAGGGCUCAAUCAAUUAAAGAAAAGAUAUGAUCGAAUUUAUGGACAAGAAAAAGAUGCUGCAAAAUGUCCGGAUAUUGUUACCCAAUCUGGAUUUACUGCGAGUAGAUAUGCAGGUGUAUGGUAUGAAGUAUAUCGAAAUACUAUUUUAUUUGAACUUGGUGCUAAAUGUGUCAAUGCAACUUAUACACUACAAAAUGAUGGAUCAAUUGGAGUAUUCAAUCAAGCUAUUAACUGGUUUGGCCAUUAUACUAGUAUAAAUGGAACAGCCAAAGUGAAAAAUUCUGCACAACCUGGUUCAUUAGUUGUUAAUUUCGAUAGUCCGCGUACACAGGGUGACUAUAAUGUAAUCAGUACAAAUUAUGAUGAUUAUGCACUAGUCUAUUCAUGUCGAAAUUUUUUCUUCGAUUGGUUCAAAUGGGAAUCAAUAUGGUUUCUUUCACGAACAAAAACAUUACCUGCAGAAACAGUCGAUGCAUUGAAAAAUAUCUUAUCAAACAUGGGCGUCAGUACAAGUAAACUUAAACAAACAAAUCAGAACUGUUAA
Messenger RNA from Rotaria sordida, 606 nucleotides. Lineage: Eukaryota; Metazoa; Rotifera; Eurotatoria; Philodinida; Philodinidae. The record is from the annotation of a GenBank genome assembly.